Hypoxylon trugodes is the source of this 1469-nucleotide messenger RNA. RefSeq lists its product as uncharacterized. The transcript has 3 exons. The record is from RefSeq and is a predicted model, not a curated record. Bases 526 to 1182 code for a protein of 218 amino acids. Lineage: Eukaryota; Fungi; Ascomycota; Sordariomycetes; Xylariales; Hypoxylaceae.
GGAUAAUGUGAAUACUCAUGUUUGACACUAAUUUGGACUAAUUCUACACAUGUGAUAUCGCGUUAAGUCGCUCAACAUCGUCAAGACAACCAUUGUGGUCCCACAAAACAUCACCGGAUGCCCUUCAAUCGGCCGUGCUCACCCCGCCCCUCGCUCAGAAGUGCCUCUCAAUCCGUGUGUUCGGUGGCCUCGGGUUCUUUACUAAAUGCUUCUUUCUCAUGGACUUUCGCUAGUAGUUCGCAACAUUGGGCCAAGCACAUCUCAACCAACCUCCUUACCCUUGAAUUUGAGGUAUGCUUGAUGUAGAAAACGUUUCGUUUGGCGCAUAACUUUGCGAUACCACACCGAAACACACUAAGUGGAGCAAGUUCCGGGUAGGGCUGGCGCGACGACGGGAACUAGUCUUAGGUCUUACUGUUGAUCAACUCCUUAACCUCGGUUUCAUUAUUACUAAUUUGUAAUCAUGGAUGUCCAGCUAGAAAAGUCAGGAAACGGGAAAGAAAGGGAAAUAACUCAACACAUUUCAUGAUGGCAGGUAGCAGCAAGAGAUCACGAUUAUCCGAGUCGGCGUACGCCUCACCCUACUCACAUGUCGGUGCUCCGAGCCCUCAUCCUAACACCGAUCCUUACGCGCCACUUCGCAGUCAAGCGCUCGCGACUCUCGAAGCUAUGGGUUACGACCCUGCGACUAUGGUCGAACGAGGUGUCGUCUGGGCUGAAGACCAAGAUCCGUUUGGCCAUAUGAUGCAUUCGCAGUAUACGCAUUUUUUCGGAACCUGCAUCCAUCGUGUAAUGGAGAGUUACGAUGAGUGGCUCAGCGAGGAAGAAUACGACGAUAUGAUUAACGCGAGAAACGUUGUUCCCGUUCUUCGGAGAUAUACCAUGGAUAUCCGAAGACAAGUCAAGUAUCCCGACUCGCUUAUCGCGGCGUAUCGUCAGGAAUUAAUAGAACCAACGCGGAAUAGUGGUACGACUUCGCUGUUUUCUCUAAAGCAGCAAGCCAUUGUGGCGGAAACCAAAGGUUCGGGGACUUAUAUGGAUGUAAAAACUGCUCGCCCGGUUGAUAUUCGCACUCUUGGUGGUGGAUGGUUAGCUGUGUACGAAGGAUUAGCUAAGAAGUCCGAACGCGCGAAUGCUCUGAAAGAGAAGUGGGAUAGUGAGCAUCCCAAGUCUAGGAUUUAAGUGUCUACCUGCAUUUUGGGGGCAUCAUCGCCGUCAUAUGUUUCAGCCACUCCCUCACAUGGGGGUCUUCACUGGGUAUUAAUAUGCCACGGCGUAGUCUAAUCGAAUUAGAUGAAAGGAUUGACGCCACUGCGGGUAGCAUCGGAUCUUUUGUUUCGAUCAAUUGCUUUUUUCUAAUGCUACGAGUCGAUCAAGUUAGCUAAGAUGAAUAGGAAAUACCGAGUCGCAUUAUGAGGCCGUGGAGAUGCCCAGAAUGGAUGGAAUACAAUGUUUGAAUAAAUUUUCCA